AUGAUCAUGGUAAUGAACACAUUUCGUUUUGUCAUUUGCUACUUUGUACUUGUUAAAUGCUGAAUGAGCGAGAAUGUGAAUACGAUAUAGUAUAAUAUAAUAUUAUAGCUUAACACAUCAUGUUACAUUACAUUGUUAAACAUAAAAACUAUUUUCAGUGACAAGUUGGUGAGAAGGCCGGUCUGAAGCCAAAAAAUUAAGGAAAAUCACGAGCACCCAUGCUCUAGCAAGCUUUUACAGCACACAGCUUUGACCUACCACAGUAGCUAUGUUGGGCAGCUGUACUUCAAACAACAUGCAGGCAGGAUGCUUAGGAUUCAAACCUUGUCAACGCCAAUCAACAUCCGCCGGUUGAAUAUAGACAGUGGGACAGUAAGUUGCAUUCUGGACAUUCUACCAAAAAUGUAGGGCUAUUUCUUUAUUAGCUGCAAAACUUCACAAUGUAAUUUUACAUUAACAUAAUUGAAAGAUUAUUGAUGAGAGCCUAUGUACAUUAUAUAUCAUCGUUAAUAAUGAUGUAUAGCCUAUGUAUAAUUGUAGGCUUCAAGGGACGCGAACACUCAUCAAAUGACACUUGAAGAUAGCGUGGUCUACUUAAACCAUGUUCAUGACAGACAGGAGACAGUACUUCAAGUCUCAGGAGGGAUGACAUCACAAUGGCUACUAGAACUCACCUUCAGCUCACCUCUGCUAAAUCUUAGUCUACUGGGCUAUGACCAAGAUGGCACCAUCUAGCGAGAUCCCACACAACUUUGCGAUUAUGAUUUUAUUUGUUGUUUAUCUUUAGUUUUUGUACAGAACGUUUCCUGUGUUUUUCAUAUUUCUUAUGUUUUUACUUUAUAUUAUUUUGUCUUUAUUAGGAUCCCCAAUUAGCUGCUGCCAAGGCAGCACACAGUUCGGACACUCAUCGGUACCACAAAAGACAUGCAACCAGUGGUCUCUUCACAGUCCCCAGGUCCAGAACAGGCAUGGAAUCGCACAGUAUUAAGAGUCUAUUGACUCACGGAAUUUGCAUUAGAGAUGUUUCUAUUAAAGAAAACCCUCUGUGUUCUAUUAGAUGAGUAACAUUCAAUCCAUUAUAAGGCAGAGGAUGUAAAUCCAUAACACUUCAGUUUUUUCAACAAUAGGUUAUGACCAAUGAUAUCAAAAGCUGCACUGAAGUCUAACAAAACAGCUCCCACAAUCUUCUUAUUUUCAAUGUUGUCACGACUUCCUUCGAAGCUGCCUCUCCUUGUUCGGGCAGGCUUCGUCGUUUGUCGUCACCGGCCUUCUAGCCACUGCCGCUCCUCAUCUCAUCAUUCCAUUUGUUUUGUCUUGUUUAUGACACACACCUGGUUCAUAUCCCCUCAUCAGUACCCGUAUAAGUGUUCCCUCUGCCCCCUUGUCUUUGUGUGUGAUUGUUUAUUGUGUGGAUUAGAUUAGCUCGGUGGAGCUCCUUGUAUUUUGUAUCACCGGGAUAUUGACCCGUGUGCCUCGUUGUUUUCCAGUGCGCCUGUAUUCCGCACUGGAUUGUUUGACACAUUGCUGCGUACCGCUGAGUUUACAGAAUAAACAUUUUAUUCUGUGAUUUGUCCUUCUGAGCCUGACUCCUUCAAAUCACUCACGACACAUUUCUGUCAGCCAAUCAUCAGUCAUUUGUGUCAGUGCCUAGCAUGUUGAGUGCCCCUCCCUUUUAGCAUGCUGAAAGUCUGUUGUUCAUUUGUUUUCUGUAAAAUAACAUUGUAUUUGGUCUAACACUAUUUUUUCGAAAGGUUUGCUAAGCACCGGCAACAGGCUGAUUGGUUGGGUGUUUGAACAAGGUUGCUUUGCUAUUCUUGAGCAGCAGAAGUACCUUUGCCUCCCUCCAGGCAUGAGGGCAAACACCAUAUUCUAGGCUUAAUCCUUAAGAGUCUAGUUCCAUCAAAAUCCCUCAGUUUAAGAGAUAUCUGUUUUUUUGCUUGGUCUGUGUCUCAAUCCACCACAUCCGCCUAUGUCAGCCUUCCAUGUCUGUGGUGGAGGGUGGCCAAGCUACAGCGGUGUUUGUCAGACAAUGAGACAUCCCAGAAAUGGCAACUCUGUGGAAAGAUGAGACUCUCACAUACACAAUGGUGUUCUCUGUUUUGCUCUACGACCCUCACAAGCCGUAGAGCAAAACAUACAUCCCGGGUACAAAGAGCAGGCGUUUCGCACAGAGCCAUCUCCACCUCAGUGCCCAGCUGGGCUGCAGUACGUGCCUGCUCUUAUCCGUGAUCGUCACACACGUCACCUUCCUCUGGUCACCCAAGUAUCGGUCGUACAGUACGCUGCCUGACCGGAAAGUACUGGUGGCCUACCUUGGCUAAGGACAUGACGGUGUAUGUCUCCUCCUGCUCAGUGUGCGCCCAGAGUAAGGCACCUAGGCACCUCCCAGCGGUUAAUCACAACCUUUACCAGUUCCACAACGACCAUGGUAUCACCUGAGUGUUGAUUUCCUUACCGAAAUCUUCCCCUCUCCCAAGGUAACUCCACCAUCCUGGUUGUUGUGGACCGCUUUUCCAAGGCCUGCCACCUCCUUCCUCUGCCCGGUCUCCCCACGGCCCUGCAAACUGCAGAGGCCCUGUUUACACAUGUCUUCCAGCACUACGGGUUAGCAGAGGAUAUAGUGUCUGACCGGGGUCCCCAGUUCACAUCCAAGGUCUGGAAGGCAUUCAUGGAACAUCUGGGGGUCUCGGUCAGCCUGACCUCUGCUUUCCACCCCGAGUCUAAUGGGCAGGUGGAACGGGUAAAUGAGGGGGAUGAGGUGCUGUCAUGCCUGGGUGGUUGGAAUCUUUGGCAAUUUUUUGGGCUGUAGAACUGUACAACCUUUUGAGGAUCUGAGGGCCCAUGCCAAAUCUUUUCAGCCUCCUGAGGGGGAAGAGGUGCUGUUGUGCCCUCUUCACGACUAUGCAGGUGUGUGUGAACCAUGUUAAGUACUUACUGAUGUGGAUGCCAAAGAUUUCUCCCUUUCUCCUUUAGUCCACAAUCAGCUCCUUGGUCUUACUGAAGUUGAGGGAGAAGUUAUUGUCCUGGCACCACACUGCCAAGUCUCUGAACUCCUCCCUGUAGGCUGUCUCAUCGCCGUCGGUAAUCAGGCCUACCACCAUCGUGUCGUCAUUAAACUUGAUGAUGAUGUUGGAGUCUUGCGUGGCCACGCAGUCAUGGGUGAACAGGGAGUUAAGGAGGGGUCUAAGCACACACCCCUGAGGGUCACCCGUGUUGAAGGUCAGAGCGGCGGAGUUGUAGGUGUAGGUUACCUUGGAGUUCUUGGGAACGGACAGUGGUGGUCAUCUUAAAACAUGUUGGGAUUACAGACUGGGUCAAGGAGAUACUGAAAAUAUCUGUGAAGACACUAGCCAGCUGGUCUGCGCAUGUUUUGAAAUCCAGCCCUGGUAUUCCGUCUGGCCUAGCGGCCUUGAAAGUGUUAAGCUGUUUAAAAGUUUUGCUCACAUCGGCCACAGAGAGCGAGAUCACACAGUCAUCCGGAACAACAGGGGCUUUCACCCAAGACAGUGUUGUAUUACUCGAACUGAGCAUUAAAGGCAUUUAGCUCAUUUGGGAGUUCUGCAUUACUGGGCAUCUCACUGCUGGUUUUCCCUUUGUAAUCCAUUAUCAUCUGCAAGCCUUGCCACAUACGAUGAGCGUCAGAGCCAGUGUAAUAAGAUUCUACCUUCCUCUUUUAUUGUCCUUCUGCAUGUUUGAUGUCUCUUCGGAGAUCGUAGCAGGCUUUCUUGUAUGUGUCCACGUCCUGUUCGUUGUAAGCAGUAGCUCUAGCCUUUAGCCCAGCGCGUAUCUGGAUUGUAAUCCAUGUUUUUUGGUUUGGAUACGUUCGUAUAGUCACUGUGGGGGCGACGUCAUCUGUGCACUUAUUGAUGAAGCCCGUGACUGAUAAGUAUUCUCCUCAAUGUCUGUACUAGCAAAACAGUCUUGUAACCUCACGUCUGCUUCAUCAGACCACUUCUGUAUUGAGCACAUCACUGGUACUUCCUGUUUUGAGCUUUUGUUUCUAAACAGGAAACAGGCCUCCACCCAGUACCCUACCCUGAACGUAGUCACUGUCACUAGACGGUUACCACCCGGUUACUCAACCCUGCGCCUUAGAGGCUGCUGCCCUAUGAACAGUUGAAGUUGGACGUUUACAUACACUUAGGUUGGAGUCAUUAAAACUAGUUUUUCAACCACUCCACACAUUUCUUCUUAACAAACUUUCGUUUUGGCAAGUCGGUUAGGACAUCUACUUUGUGCAUGACACAAGUAAUUUUUCCAACAAUUGUUUACAGACAGAUUAUUUAACUUAUAAUUCACUGUAUCACAAUUCCAGUGCGUCAGAAGUUUAAAUACACUAAGUUGACUGUGCCUUUAAACAGCUUGGAAAAUUCCAGAAAAUGAUGUCAUUGCUUUAGAAGCUUCUGAUAGGCUAAUUGACAUCAUUUGAGUCAAUUGGAGGUCUACCUGUCGAUGUAUUUCAAGGCCUACCUUCAAACUCAGUGCCUCUUUGCUUGACAUCAUGGGAAAAUCAAAAGAAAUCAGCCAAAAUCUCAGAAAAAAGAUUGUAGACCUCCACAAAUCUGGUUCAUCUUUUGGAGUGAUUUCCAAGAGCCUGAAUGUACCACGUUCAUCUGUACAAACAAUAGUAUGCAAGUUUAAACACCAUGGGAACACGCAGCCGUCAUACCGCUCAGGAAGGAGACGCGUUCUGUCUCCUAGAGAUGAACAUACUUUGGUGCGAAAAGUGCAAAUCAAUGUCAGAACAACAGCAAAGGACUUUGUGAGGAUGGUGGAGGAAACAGGUACAAAAGUAUCUAUAUCCACAGCAAAACGAGUCCUAUAUCGGCAUAACCUAAAAGGCCGACCAGCAAGGAAGAAGCCACUGCUCCAAAACCGCCAUAAAUAAAGCCAGACUACGGUUUGCAACUCCACAUGGGGACAAAGAUCAUACUUUUUGGAGAUAUGUCCUCUGGUCUGAUUAAACAAAAAUAGAACUGUUUGGCCAUAAUGACCAUCGUUAUGUUUGGAGGAAAAAAGGGGUUGCUUGCAAGCCAAAGAACACCAUCCCAACCGUGAAGCACGGGGGUGGCAGCAUAAUGCUUUGGGGGUGUUUUGCUGCAGGAGGGACUGGUGCACUUCACAAAAUAGAUGGCAUCAUGAGGAAGGAAAAUUAUGUGGAUAUAUUGCCGCAACAUCUCAAGACAUCAGUCAGGAAGUUAAAGCUUCGUCACAAAUGGGUCUUCCAAAUGGGCAAUGAUCACAAGCAUACUUCCAGGUUGUGGCAAAAUGGCUUAAGGACAACAAAGUCUAGGGAAUGGAGUGGCCAUCACAAAGCCCUGACCUCAAUCCUAUAGAAAAUUUGUCGGCAGAACUGAAAAAGCGUGUGCGAGCAAGGAGGCCUACAAACCUGACUCAGUUCCACCCUCUCUGUUAUGAGGACUGGGCCAAAAUUCACCCAACUUAUUGUGGGAAGCUUGUGGAAGGCUACCCGAAACGUUUGACCCAAGUUAAACAAUUUAAAGGCAAUGCUACUAAAUACUAAUUGAGUGUAUGUAAACUUCUGACCCACUGGGAACGUGAUGAAAGAAAUAAAAGCUUAAAUAAAUAUUUAUUUCUACUGUCAUUUUGACAUUUCACAUUCUUAAAAUAAAGUGGUGAUCCUAACUGACCUAAGACAGGGAAUUUUUACUAGAAUUAAAUGUCAGGAAUUGUGAAAAACUUAGUUUAAAUGUAUUUGGCUAAGGUAUAUGUAAACUUUCGACUUCAACUGUAUGUGACCAAUAACAUUUGAUUUGAGUGUUGAUGAGAUUUGCAGAAGGGAGGACGAGGGAGGGCCUUAUAUCCGUUUCUGUGGGUUGAAUGUACGUGUUCAAUAAAGUAUUGUAGCUUUAAGCCAACAACAUAUCUUGUAUACACUAAGUACAGUUUUACACAGGAAACCUUCAACAAGACAUAGUUGUGUCCCAAAUGGCACUAUAUUCACUACUUUUGACCAGAGCCCUAUUGCUAGAUUAUUAUGAGGUUAAUGGUGUUUUUUCACUUUAUUUCACUCCUGCCAUCAAAGACUGUAGAAGACGGACCAGAUAGUCCAAAAUAAAUUAUGAAAUCUUUCACAACGUCUACACACUACACUAGAAGAGGUCAGAGGUAAGGCCACUAUAGUAUCCCGACUGUAGAAGAUGGAUGUGAUAGUAAACUGGUCAGCUGAUCAAGGGGUAGAAAAUUGACCCUAUUGUUGUGUCCCACAUGGCACACUAUUCCAGCCACUUCUUUUGAACAGGGCUCAGAGGGCUCUGGUCAGAGGUAGUCAACUAAAUAGGGAAAAGGGUUCCAUUUGGGACAUAACUUUCCAUCCAUUCCUUUGUCAUGUUCUUCCAGAAAAACAGAAACUCACCUAGACGUCCAGGUGUGGUGAGAGAGAGAGAGAGAGGCCUCACACAUACAAAGAAAGUUAUGCUAGCUAUUCACCCUCUCCUCCCCUCUUUCCACUUCUCAUCCCCUCAUCUUCUCACAAAGGAAUGCUGCUGGUCCUACUCCAUAUCUCCCCCCAACACUUCAGCCUUAAGACACUGACCCAUCACCUGUCCUCCUCCCUUCCCCUCUCAGCUGCUCUCCUCCACUCCUCCCUCCUCUCUAUUACCCUGGUCCUGCAGCAUAUCUCCCCUCCAGCACCUCAGCCUUAAGAAAUUGACCCAUCACCCCAUAUGUAGAAUUAUAGAAUGAAUAGAAUUAGAAUGACAGCCAUUCCUGUUCCGUUGCAAUGUUCCGUGCUGCCUGGACCGGACCGAUAGCCUUAAAGGAGUUGUAGUUAAAAGGUGUCAUGUUAGGAAUGUCUCAUUCACUGAUUCUUAUCAGAAGCCUGGAUAAUAUAUAUACAUACAUACACUUUAAGUCGGAAUUUUACAUACACUUAGGUUUUUGAACCACUCCACACAUUUCUUGUUAACAAACUAUAGUUUUGGCAAGUCGGUUAGGACAUCUACUUUGUGCAUGAAAUUUUUCCAACAAUUGUUUACAGACAGAUUAUUUCACUCAUAAUUCACUGUAUCACAAUUUCAGUGGGUCAGAAGUUUACAUACAUUAAGUUGACUGUGCCUUUAAACAGCUUGGAAAAUUCCAGAAAAUGAUAUCAUGCUUUAGAAGCUUCUGAUGGGCUAAUUGACAUCAUUUGAGUCAAUUGGAGGUCUACCUGUCGAUGUAUUUCAAGGCCUACCUUCAAACUCAGUGCCUCUUUGCUUGACAUCAUGGGAAAAUCAAAAGAAAUCAGCCAAAAUUGCAGAAAAAAGAUUGUAGACCUCCAAAAAUCUUGUUCAUCUUUCGGAGUGAUUUCCAAGAGCCUGAAUGUACCACGUUCAUCUGUACAAACAAUAGAAUGCAAGUUUAAACACCAUGGGACCUGGAUAGCAUCCCAAAUCCCUAUGGGCCCUGGUCAAAAGGGGCCCGUAGGGCAGCAGAGUUGGCAGCACAUUUAAGACUAUUAAGCUAAAAUUAAGCUAAAAUUCCAGAUCUAGCUAGCUAGUGAUACUGCAUAUGAAGUCAAUCUAACGACAUCACAAUGAUGACGAAGGUUUUCCUACUAAUUAUUUGCCUCCUUCUGAAAUGUCAUUGUGUUUCCAAGCCAUUAAAUGCACUUUAAACUAAAUCCUUAUCAGCGGUAAUUAGGUAGAAUUAAGGAGAACGUUCAGUCGGGCAACAGUGCUCAAGAUAAUUUUAAUAACAAUAUUGUGACACAACGUGCAAUCCAUGAAUUUGUUUCAAAAGUUGUUCAUUUUAGAAUUAUAAAUACAAAUGACUACCUUCAAACUGGAUUUACCCCAACUCUGUCAAACAGGCAGCUAUCGGACAGGUCCAGCAGGUCUUUGGUUGGAGAGAUAGAAUGCGGGGGGGUUAAAGGAUGAGAGAGAGAAAAAGAGGGAGGGGUCUGACUGGACAGGUCCUUAAAAAGGAGAGAGGGGAAAGGUAGAACUCAACUCAAAGACAGGACAGAGAGAGAGAUACCAAGUGAAGACAUCUGAAGAUCUCAGAAGAAGUGAAGCUACAAGUGAAGAUUUCAGAAGGUGAGAUUUCAACAUCAGUUCAUAUAAUACUGUAUCUUUCUGCAUGCCAAAUGACAUCUUAUUUCCUAUGUAGCGCAUUACUUUUGACCAGGUCCCAUAGGGCAUAUGUGACCCUCAUCAAAUGUAGUGCACUACAUAGGGAAUAGGGUGUCAUUUGUGAAGCGCUCCCCUGAAUUCAAGAGCAUAGACCUUUCCUUACCAUUGAAGUAAAUAGUGAAUCUCAGAUAUUGGAUGCUUCCAAUUACUUUUGUAGUGCACUGUGGGCCCUGGCUGUUCAAAAGUAGUGCACUACAUAGGUAAUGGGGUGCCAUUUGGGGUACAUGCAUAUUCCUGUGUGCUAGGCUAAUCUCCUCUGUGGUGGAAGAGAUGAUACCUGGUAUUCCAUUGCCCUUCAUUAGCUGAAUCUGCUCUGAUGUGAUAGUACUGGAAUACAUCAGAUAAGUGGAAUGGCUGGGGGUACUCCAGGAGAGGUUAGGGAAACACUGCACUUACCUACACUCUGAAGUACUCACCGAAUUUGACUUGAUGGCUUCUCUUUCACUGUCUUUGUCUGUCUCUUUGUGUGUCUCUCGCGCUCUCUUUCUCUCUCAGGACACUAUCACCAUGGCAAUGUUGACCAUUCUUCUGCUUCUCAGUGCUGCCUUUGCACUGGGCAAUGCCUUAACUCUGGACGAAGCAAGUAAGAGAGUUCACCUCACACUUUACAUCAUUAUUUUAAAUGUUGUAGCAGAGGUGUGUGUGUGUGCAUGUGUGUUGAAUGACUGAUCUACAAAUAAUACUGAGUAGUUAUUUAUGAUGCCAGGUAGAUCAAUCAGUCUCGACUCACCUUUAAAGUUGGCUGCAAUUUGGAACACGCCCUGUGUCUUCUCCUUACAGAUUCUAUGGUGGCAUUUGCAGCAGAUAAAAAAAGCCCCUGCCCCAAAGGCUGGUUCCAGUUUAAUUCACGUUGCUUCAUGUUUGUCGAGACUAAAAGGACAUGGCCCGAAGCAGAGGUAUGAUGAUUACCCUCUACUGUGAAUUAAAGAAGUUCAAUUGAAAUCAACUCGCUUAUUUGGUUUGACGUUACCUUAAAGGUGAUUUGGUCUUAUUUUAACAGGCACCACAUGGAGGUUCAGUAUGUAAAAUCCUGAACCUCCCCUUUAAGUUGCCUAAUUUGAAUUUUCUAUAGGCUUUGCAAAAUGUAUUUAAUUUGUGGAGUCAGGCCUGUAUAUUGGAACCCACAGGUCAUGGGUUAAAACAGAGAUAAACUAAUAUCUCUAAGAGCCUAUUUAAAAGAACAUUAGUUGUGAUGGCCAAUAUUUGAUUGUGAGAAUUUGUGUUCUAGGACUCACAAAGACUGAACCACUGACUAAUACUUACAUUAUGUCUUUGUCCCUGUCUACUGCUUGCUUUAGCGCCACUGUAUGUUCCUUGGAGCAAACCUGGUGUCUGUGCAGAACACUGUAAAGUUCCUUGGAGCAAACCUGGCGUCUGCGCACAGCUCUGAGGAGUCCCAAUUUCUACAGGCGGUGGUGUUAAUCAAGACUGGCGGUUUCCCUCUUACCUGGAUUGGAGGAUAUGAUGCUGUUCAGGCAAAUGUGAUAAAGGUACCCAAUUGUCAUAUUUGAUCAAAAGUUAAAAUACCUUAAAAGAAAAUGACUCAACAGUUAAAGGUAUACUCUACCUGAACAGUUCAGCUAGAGUAUAAUCACAAAUUAAUAGGAUUUUUGUUAUACUCAUCAAUAUGUCAAGUCAGGGCCCGUACUCACAAAGUGUCUCAGAAAAUUAAUCCUGUUAAAACCUGUUUUAAGACAAACAACUCCCAACAAGAGUUUGGGGUGAUGUUUAAUAUACCGGUCAGACAAACUCUGAGCCAGGAGUAAAAUCAACUCAUUAAAGUUUAUCUCAGCUGGGAAUCAUUACAUUUUGAGGUACUACAAAGGAAGAAUAGUGAUGACGCUCUUUGACGUGUUACAAAUGAUGGGGAAUAACCAAUCGCAAUGAGACUUCGCCACCUGGGAACUCUAUUGCAUACUUCAGACUACCAUGGCGAAUGUGACUUUACAUCAAAUGUUGCAAUGGUAAAAAGUUUGAUAUAAUUGUCGCCUGACACAAUCUCUUUGCGUUCUCUUAAUUAUUUCCUAACAUGUUGGGAUGCAUGUUUUGUUUUACCAAUUCUGAUAUUUUGAAUAAUGUCAUAGGCAUAUUCAGGGUUGGGGAGUAACGGAUGACAUGUAAUGGAUUACACAAACUGUAAUCCAUUACAUUACCAGAAAAAAAGAUUGUAAUCAGAUUACAAAUACUUUAGAAAAACUAGAUGAUUACUUCUAGGAUUACUUUUCAAUUCAGAAUGGAUGUAUUUCUGUUUUCUCAAUGACAUUCAAAUCAGCGUUGAAUAAAGGCUCAAGUUUAACUUUGUUCCGCCUGAGUGAAUCUGACUUCAAAUCAGAGACCACUAUGAUACCAAAUGUGUUUGAUGGGUCGCGGGAAAAGAGCAGGAAUAGGCUUUUUUAGGCUACAGUCCAAGCUGUGUCUUCCAAUGGUGCAACUGCUGUCGGCAUCCAAAGAUUAUCCAACUUGAAUAAAAACUUGGAAGUUAGGAUGACAGCAGUGGUGUAGCAUGCGGGAGAUACGGCUAUCACUUAUUUUGAUAAUAUUACCGUUAUAUCCACACACUGGUCACUCCUAUUUAACAAUUCUGAAUGGCUUUGGAACAGUAGGCAUCAAGUUCCUUUCCGAUAAUAUUGCAUAAAUGCUUGAAAGGGCUAUUAUUUUUACCGAACAAAGCCCCUAGAUGCUUUCAAUUGCCCAAUUUUAUAGGCAUGCCCAAUUUAGGCAUAUUUUUUAACAACAUGUUAUUCCGCUUGAAAAACAUGGUUAAUGAAAUAAUCGGAAAGAAAUGUGAUUAUUUAUUAGCCUAGUGGUUACGAGUAUUUAGGCAUAUCAUGUGAAUAAGGCCUCAGGUGAAAUCAUUGUCUAAAGCGCAAGAGAUAUUGUUGCUUGUAGGUCUAGAUUAUUUAUGAGGUCAGAUCUACGUUUGGAAGAUCUUAUAGAUGUACAAAAAAAGUUCACUGCAGUAUCCACUGACACACAGUGGCUUAUAGUGGGCUAGCAUAGUAGGCUAGAGUGAGUACUAUAGCAUCAUAAACCAUACAUUGUUUUAAUAUCGAAAAAUGUUUCCGUUUUAACAUUCUGGAAGUUCUGUGCAGUGAUUUCAGUUUAGAAUGUUGAAGCCAACAAACACUAUUUUUUCCCUUCAGACAUAUUUGCACGUGUGAUAGAAGGGCACAUUAUGUACUGGCAUUUUUUAACAUGCUGCACGACGCUCCUCAGCUCAGCAACAACAACAAUAACAAUGGUGGUGGGGCGGUCAGUGGUGCUGUUUCCCCUACUGCGGAUUCCAUCUUUAAACGGUUGUACAUUACUUGUAUGUGAUUUCUUUGAUACUGAGACCUCACUUAUUCCCCACAGGACAGGCUGUGGUUCUGGAGUGACGGCUCCAAAUUUGAUCACCAGAGCUGGGCGAAAAAUGAGCCCAAUAACUAUAACGGUGCCAGAGAGCCAUGCAUUCAGAUGAACUUUGGAGGUACAGUAAGCCCACUAUAAAUCACUGAUCCAUUCAUCAAAUUAAACUUUAUUCAUAGUAAGUUUAACAAAUAAAUUUGACACAUACACACUUUUAUUUUAUUUUUGUGUGUACAUCUGUGUUGAUUUGAGGUAAUUUCUAUUCCACAUUUCCUCUUAAGGUGAACACCGCUGGAACGAUGAAUUAUGUGGAAAGAGCUAUCCCUCUGUGUGCUCCAUAAGAACCUGUUCAAUCCGUCAAACUAUCAACUGA
This is a messenger RNA of Coregonus sp. 'balchen', 11856 nucleotides long. The record is from the annotation of a GenBank genome assembly. Lineage: Eukaryota; Metazoa; Chordata; Actinopteri; Salmoniformes; Salmonidae.